GAUAGUUGGAGAGUGGUUUUUCUGCCGAGUGUGUCCCAGUGAGCUGGGCUGCAUAAUGUGCCAUUACACCCACGCUGGCAGUGUACGCUAACGAGUGUCUCUGGACGAUGGAGUGCAGCUCAGCAUGAGAUAGCAGCAUGUGCUGAUGUAUUCAUUCACUCCUCCUCUUCACCUUUCUCCUCCUCUGCCUGUCCGCUGAGAGCUCCUCAUCUCCAUCUUAUUACUCGCUGCUGUUUUGUGUUCUUUGCAGAAAACGCUGCUGCAGAGCUGAUCCCCGGGGAAAGAAACACAGGACGCCAUAUUUGAUUCCAUCAUCCAACUCCUCACAGCACGUAGCUGGGUGCUGUUCUCCUCCUCCUCCUCCUCCUCUUCCUCCUCGCCCCUCAUUGUGUUCUGAUCCUCUUUAUUGUUGGAAGUUGAGUCGCCACCGCUGGGUUGCCCGCUCCCUACUUCCUCCUCCUCUCCCUUCCUGCCAUGUCCAACGACAGCGGCGUCCUCCACGUCUGGGAGGCCUCCGAUUGGGCAGACACCUCUCAGUGCCCUCCCUCAGUAGGCGGGGCAACAUUCCUCAUCGUGGCAUACAGCGCUGUCAUUGCCAUUGGGUUGCUAGGCAACGCAGGUCUGGUGUUCAUCAUUGCCCGGCAACAGGAGUUGCGCAACGUCACCAACAUCCUGAUCGCCAACCUGUCGUGCUCCGACAUCCUUAUGUGCAUCGUUUGUCUGCCCGUCACCGUCAUCUACACGCUGAUGGAUCGUUGGGUGCUGGGGGAGGCCCUGUGCAAGGUGACGCCCUUUGUUCAGUGCAUGUCGGUGACAGUGUCGGUCUUCUCCCUGGUGUUGAUCGCUUUGGAGCGCCAUCAGCUGAUCCUCCAUCCCACUGGCUGGUCCCCCGCCGCGGGACACUCCUAUCUGGCUGUGGGGCUGACAUGGCUGGUUGCCUGCUUCAUUUCACUGCCUUUCCUCUCCUUCAACAUCCUCACCAAUGACCCAUUCCAGAACAUCAGCCUCCCUGCCAACCCCUUCAGGGAUCAUUUGAUCUGUAUGGAGCUGUGGCCGUCAGACAAGCAUCGCCUAGCCUACACGACCUCGCUGCUUAUCUUCCAGUACUGCCUGCCCCUUCUGCUGGUGCUCCUCUGCUACCUCCGGAUCUUUCUACGCCUGAGACGUCGCAGGGACAUGCUGGAGCGCAGCAGGAGGACUCGAGGAGCCCAGAGGAUAAACGUAAUGCUGCUAGCCAUCGUCAUAGCCUUUGCUCUGUGCUGGCUGCCACUGAAUGUCUUCAACACUCUGUUUGAUUGGCACCACCAGGCCCUCCCAGACUGUCAGCACGACACAGUCUUCUCUGCCUGUCACCUGACGGCGAUGGCCUCUACUUGCAUUAACCCCAUCGUUUACGGCUUCCUCAACAGCAACUUCCAGAGGGAGCUGAAGUUGACACUGCAACGCUGCCAGUGCGGCAACCGGGCUACAGAGAGCUACGAGAGCUUCCCUCUAUCCACCGUGGGCAGUGAGGGCAUGACCAAAGCAACGUCACUCAACAGGAUGGGCUCGAUGUGCAUCCCCUCACCAAGACCUGAGAUUGGUUCAGCAAUACUUGCCAAGACAUUACCAGCUGCCACCUAAAAUCAAGGACUAUGAGAACUGUCUUCUGACAGGUGGUUCAUCAGCGGUUCACAGCUGGAGGCAGUGUGCUAACAGCUGGCUGGGAUGGCUGUGUAAUCAAAUGCUGCUUCAUCUUGGCUUGGGUUCCAUCACUUCACUGCCAGAGAUAAACAGCUGAUUUGACCUGUCACCAAAUGUUUGGUGACAGGAAUGAAUGAAGAGGCUGAACGAUGCUGCUUUGAGUCCCGAACACGAGCAGGAAUCCUUGUUUAGAGUAACUCUACUGAGUGACAGAAGAGAGAGGAGGCAGGAGAGCUGGUAGCAGGGACUUUUCAGUAAGACACGCCCCUUAGUUACUAUAACUAGGGCUAUUAGUUUUAGCUUUUCUCGAAUGUUGUUUGAGUGCUGCAACCAGCCAUUCUACAGCAUGUCAAAAUGGCAACAUUCUAACGAUAUUCUAGUGUCAUAGACACAGUGGUGGGUUCUGUUGGUCAGUCUGUUGGUUGGACAGUCUGUCCACCAACAGACUGACUGACAGAACAAACAGCUAACCAAAAGACCAUACAACCAACAGACUAACAAACCAGCUGACCAAAAGACCAUACAACCAACAGACCAACCAAUGGACGGAGCAGCUGAUCCACAGACCGUCCACCCGACAGACCGACAAGCUGACCUACAGACUGUCCACCCAACAGACCAACACACUGACCAGCUGACCGACAGACCAUCCACCCAACAGACCGAACAACAGACCAAAAAGCUGACCCACAGACGGUCUAACCAACAGAUGGACUGACCAAUAGACCGACCAGCUGUUCAAAAGAUCGUCCAACCAAAGACUUUGGUGUUGAAAGAAGUGAAAUCAGCUCACCUAAUAGAGUGUCAGCAGCUGCAGCGCCAUAUUUUCUUCACAUUUUUCUACAGACAGAACCAGUGGCCCCUCCCACUCUGCAAUGAAGCAGGGGAUGUUGGUGGAACCAGGUUACACUGCUUUGAAGUUUUUUUUGUGCAAAGAGCUCAGCAGGAGCACAGACUGCUACUGCUGCUGAAAAAUGUACUAAAAACUGAAGGAAACUAACAAAAUCAAGUUUAAAAAAUGGUUCUAUUACCGAAGCCAAUGUGAGAUCUCUGGCUAUCUCUGCCAACAUUUACUGCCAAAAUUCUUUUGCAGUUCUUCAGUUUACUUUCAGACACAAAUUAUUUAGUGUUGCACACAGGUGUUGAUUUGAUGAGAUGAAAUGACGACUGUGACUGACAGUUGUAUAAAAUCACCUAGCAAUCGGGUUAACAUUUGAGACCAUUUUAAGUAGCUGAGUAAAAGCUGUAAAAGUUAGUAGUAGGUCCCAGGUAAAGUGUCAGCAUUUUUAUUAAUCCUUUAUUUAUCCAGGUAAAAAAUCUCACUGAGAUUAA
Molecule: messenger RNA, 3015 nt
Organism: Pundamilia nyererei
Lineage: Eukaryota; Metazoa; Chordata; Actinopteri; Cichliformes; Cichlidae
Gene: npy8ar
Product: neuropeptide Y receptor Y8a
Exons: 4
Coding region: 475-1623 (382 amino acids)
Biological process (GO): G protein-coupled receptor signaling pathway
Cellular component (GO): neuron projection; plasma membrane
Molecular function (GO): neuropeptide binding; neuropeptide Y receptor activity
Source: RefSeq, a predicted model, not a curated record